Messenger RNA from Trichoderma reesei QM6a, 3018 nucleotides. RefSeq lists its product as uncharacterized. Gene Ontology annotation, biological process: cytoplasmic stress granule assembly. The coding region runs from base 1 to 3018 and encodes 1005 amino acids. The transcript is spliced from 4 exons. Gene Ontology annotation, molecular function: RNA binding. NCBI's taxonomy places the organism in Eukaryota, Fungi, Ascomycota, Sordariomycetes, Hypocreales, Hypocreaceae. The record is from RefSeq and is a predicted model, not a curated record. Gene Ontology annotation, cellular component: cytoplasmic stress granule.
AUGCCUACGCAGCCGAGAAGAGAUGCUCAGCAGGGCGGGAGCAGCUCAUCCAAGACAGACGGAAAGAUGAAUGGCAAUCGAUCUGGUUUUCGGACGGACACUGCAAUCUCCAACGGUCGCUUCGGCGGCCAGAGAGUUCUGCAGCCGUGGGUCCCCGACAAGAACGACAACUUUGACGGAUCGUUGGAGAAGACCUCGUCCUCUGGUGCUCCUUGGGACCAGUUCGCCGAGAAUGAGAGGCUUUUUGGCCUCAAGACCGACUACGAUGAGAACAUAUAUACCACUGCCAUCAACAAGGACCACCCGCAAUACCGAGAGAGAAUUGCGGCUGCGGAGAAGAAGGCCAGGGAGAUUGAACGCAGUGCUGCCAUGACUGCCCACGUAGCCGAGGAGCGUGUUAUGGACUACUCCGGCGGCAAGGACCGCACUGACGAUAACGAGGAAGACAAAUACAGUGGCGUUCGCCGCCAAGACUUCCCCCCUUUGGCUUCCGGACGGGAGAAUCGUUAUAUGCCCCCAGCAAAGCGCGCACCAGCUGGACAGACCACAGUUAGGGGCGCUCCGGUGGACCCGGCAAUCAUUUCAUCACAGAUCAAGGUUGCGCCAAAGAGGCAACAGCAGCAGCAGCAGCAACAGCAGCAGCAGCAGCAACAGCAGCAGCAGCAGCAACAGCAGCAGCCGCAGGCCGGCGAAGCACCCAAAGUCACCGAACCAUCAAAAGCCAGCGAGCCAUCAAAAGCUUCCGCUUCCGAUGCUCUCAAAAACGGAAACCAGGGAAAGCGCGAAACUCAAAAGCCAGCAGAUGCUCAACAACCUUCAAACUCCUCGGCCUCCAAGCCUGCGGGAAAGGAUAACUCGACUGCUCCGGCUCCAGCUCCGGCAGCCUCUGCUCCAGCACCAGCACCAACAAAGGAGAAUGCCCGGCCAGCCGAGCCCAGCGUGGCUGAGAAGCAGGGUAUAAAUGGCCGUGCUACUGCCCUUGGAUCUACCUCUCGUCCCGUCGCCCAGCUGCCACCAAAUGCUCCCAGCGCAACGCUGACUGUCGAACGCGACGUUUUGGUCUCUUUCAAGAACUUCGCCACCCAGCAACGCCACUAUGCCGAGAAAGCUAGAAGCAACAAGGCAAAGGCGGACAAGGAAGUGAAGUUGACGGAGCUCAAAAAGUUCGCCAACGACUUCAAGCUGUCGACGCCGGUACCCUCGGAUCUCGUGUCCAUCAUCGCCAAGGACCCUGCCAAGCAGCGAGAGAUCCAGGCCAAGGCGAUGAAGGACGCAGAGGAGAUGGCGGCCAAGGCUAAGGACGUGGCCGCCCAGGCUAAGAAGGAGGUCGUCGCGCCCAAGGACGUGGCCCAGGCCAAGCGUGCGUCUCCGUCGACGACGGCAUCUGCUGCGGCCGAGGCCCGACCUGCGCGAGGGGCUCUUGGUCUUCAGGCCACGCCUCCUAAUGGCGGGCCCGGCCGUCAUGCAGGAUCUCGCCAGCAGUUCCCUCAGCAGCAGUACCACGCACAGGGCUAUAGGAACGGCCGCGUAGGUCCUCAGCAUGCUCCACAGCCGCAUGCCAACCCCAAUACGCUCGCGCAGCGCAUUCGGAGUUCGGAGCAGAGGUACUCUCAGCCUCCCCCCGCGCAUCAGCAUGCUGUCGGUCCCGAGAUUCGUGCGCCGCCGACGGGUCCCGCUAAUGGCGCCGACUACUCUCGGCGACACAGCGGCCACCCCGGAGCCAAGCUGAACCCGAACAGCAACGAGUUCAGGCCCAGCCCGUUCGCCCCGACCUUCAACCCCAACGGCCACCCCAGCGCCACGUCCAGCCCCCGGUCCGCCGUCAACCAUGUCUCCGACGUUGCCGCCCCCGCCCCCGCCGCCUCGACCCAGCCUCAGGGGCAGCUCAUCCGACGCAAGACCAAGGCUGUCGAUCCCAGCAAGUGUUGCAUCUUGGCACACAUCAAGACCAUUGCGCCGCCCCAGGGACGCAACUGGGACGACAACGGCGGCCUGCGCCCAGCCUACGACACCCUUCCCACCUGGCGCCAGCUGCAGGAUGAUGAAAAGCCCGACUCCACCAUGCAUCUCACCUACAAGGAGCUCUUCGAGCGACAGCCGUUCGCCGCCACCCCCUCGAUGCCGACGCCCAACCCGGCCCAUGUCGUGCCUCAGCUAGCCCACCAGCAUCAGCUUCCAUUCCACCUCCAGCCCGGCGCGCACAACAUGAUGCCGCGGCAGUCUCCGCACAUGCCCCCCAUGCAGAUGCACACGCCGCAGCAUGGCCCUCUGCCUCACCAGCCCUAUGGGAAUGACGACCAUCGGAUGAUGCACUCCAACUCGGCCCAGUCUUUUGCCUCGCCUCGCAUGGGACAACUGCCCGUGGCGUACCAGCAGGUCAAUCCAGGAGCGCAGGUCCCGUACGGGCAGCCGGUUUACAUUGGUGCUGGCAACCCGCAGCUUGGUCAGUUUAGGAGCUAUUCCAACAACCCGCACUACGUCCCGCCACAGGGGCAGAUGGGAGCCCCGAUGAUGAUGCAGCCGCAGUUCAUGGCUGGGCCUCAGGGGAUGAUGGCCCCUCCCAUGAUGUAUGGCACGCACCAUCCGCAGUUCAUGCCUCCUGCUGGCCCGCCGCAGCAGGUCCCGGUGGCCAACGGAUAUCCCAGCCCAGGGCGACCAGCCGCGCCGAUGAUGGUUCAUCAGGGGUCUCAGCAAAGUCAUAACAUGUACGCCAUGAGCCCCAACAUCCAGUACAACCAGCCGGCAUACGGUCCGGCACAAGGCGGUGCACCGAUGGCUAACACGCGAUCCUACACUGGUCAUGGGCCACAACAUUUCUCCCCCAACCCCCAGCAAGUGCCGCAUCACUACAGCCCGCAGCCGCCUAACAGCAGCGGCGGCAACUACAACGCUCAUGCCAACCAUGGCGCCGGCAAACAGCAGCAGCAAGCCCAUGCUCAUUCCGGUCCGCAAGCCAACCGUACAGCCUCCACGUCUCCUCCGAAUCAGGAGGCCGAAAGACCUGAUGAGGCAAAGUAG